AUGCGCAACGACGCGAGGCGGGAGCGCCGGCUCCCUGGGUUCUUCGACCGCGAGGUGUACGGCAUACUCGAAGGUCGAGGUCGGGGGGUCGUCGCCGGCAGCAGCUCCGGCGGUGGUGCCGCCGUGGAGGAAGUAGGGGUGGUGCGCAUGGAGGAGGAUGAUGAGGAGGAGGAGACAGGGGAGGAGGAAGAGGAGAGAGGGAAGGGGAAGGAGGUGGCAGUGGCAGUGGCAGUGAAGGAGACCGUGUUUGACAGUGGCCGGCCCGCCGGGGAGGAGGUGCUCUUCUCGGAGGACGAAGAGGAGGAAGAUGCUGAGACGCCAGAGGCGACUCCCGCACCACCGCCGGCGGUCAUCGCCCUGCCGAUUUCCGAGAAUUCGGAGGCAUCAAGGCAGCAGAGCGCACAGCAAGGCACAACAAAAGGCAGGCAAGGAGGGCAUCAAGGCAGCACCAAGACAGCAGGCUCACCGACACUGCAGCAGAGCGGGGAGAAGAGACAGCGAACCGGCGACGACGGUGAGCCCAGAGCAGAAGGCAUAGCAGACAAGCUGCUGGAGAUCCUAGAGCGGAACAGCCAGAUCAUGACGGCGCAGCUGGAGGCGCAGAACGUGAACUCGGAGCGCGACCGGGAGGAGAGGAGAGAGCAGGCCAACAGCCUGGCCGUCGUGCUCGGCAGGCUCGCCGAUGCUCUUGGCAGGAUCGCCGAUAAGCUCUAG
Triticum turgidum subsp. durum (durum wheat) is the source of this 714-nucleotide messenger RNA. The record is from the annotation of a GenBank genome assembly. NCBI's taxonomy places the organism in Eukaryota, Viridiplantae, Streptophyta, Magnoliopsida, Poales, Poaceae.